Homarus americanus (American lobster) is the source of this 7552-nucleotide messenger RNA. Its product is annotated as WD repeat-containing protein 11-like. The transcript has 22 exons. Lineage: Eukaryota; Metazoa; Arthropoda; Malacostraca; Decapoda; Nephropidae. The record is from RefSeq and is a predicted model, not a curated record. Gene Ontology annotation, molecular function: protein binding. Bases 26 to 3991 code for a protein of 1321 amino acids. Gene Ontology annotation, cellular component: cytoplasm.
GAAAACGGGUGUAAAUAAACAGACGAUGGCGGCGGCUGGUGGGGAGAGGAUGGUGACAGAAACUGGUGGGAAAAACUCUCCAUUACCUCAAAUACCCGUCAAUAUACAGCGAGUGUUGCCCAGGACGGUACCGGGACCCGUCAGCCCUCAGAAUAAAGGCGCACUAGACUGGGGUUGGCAAGGCUUCUUGGCAUAUGGAGCCCAGACAACGGUAGUGGUGGUGGACCCUGUGACUCUACAGUGUGCCCAGACACUCACCAGACACCGAAACCACGUCGUUAAGGUGAGAUGGAGAAAAACACGACACUACCACCAGCUGAGCGCCCCAUACAGCCUGAUUCUGGCCUCGGCAGACAACAGCGGCACGAUCAUAGUCUGGGAGGUGACGAGAGGGGAGGUGACCGCUACACUGCAGGAUGGUAACAGACCCAUACAAGAGCUGGAGUGGCUGGGUGGUGUGGACGGCAGCGAGCACCUCCUGGCGGCCCUCCACCCCCCGUACUCCCUCAUCAUCUGGGACACCCGCCACAACAACAAACUCUGGAAGAAGUCCUAUACAGAAAACUUAACAGCAUUCCAUUUUGAUCCAUUUCACUUUAAUAAGAUGGCAUUUUUGUGCGGGGGAUGUGUGCUGUUUGUGGAAGACUUCAGCCUCAACAAGUGCCCCUCUUCCAAUGGGCGUAAGUUUUACGUCUCGACGCCACGAACUAGUCCGGGAAAGGUGGUCAACUCCAUUCCUACGUCGACGAGCUCCACCUCAAUAACCGACGAGAGGACCAGCACCAGAAUUCGGCGCAAGAUGAGGGAGCUGGUGGUCGGGGAAGGGAAGCCAAAGAGUGAGGAUGUAAGUCAGUUGGCCGAGUGUCUACAGCUCAUGUACCACCGCACAGUCAGGGACCAACUUCUGCUGCUGUACACGCGGGAGAUCCUGGUGCUGGAUCUCACCAUCAACCAGACUGUGGGCAUUGUAGUUAUUGACCGGGCAAUGUCACCCUUCAGCCAGGUGUUGUCGUGUUGGCAGCGAGAUGUUCUGUUUUGCUUACAUGAGUCGGGUUCUGUCUCGGCGCACUUCCGCCGUCGGCUGCUGCCAGUACCAACAUCCCCAGAGAAUGACAAGGAGAACACCUGGCAUGGAGAUGGCGGAGGUGUCGGAGAACAGUACUAUGAGGUGAUGUACGACCGUAAGUGCCACUCAGAGCAUCUCCGCCUCAACAAGCAGAGCCGGCCUAUUGGACUCACCCUUGACCCCGUGUCAGAGAAGCAGAUGGCCAUGGUGUUGGGUGAUGGUCGCGUGGUGUUCAAACAAGUCACUGCCUACCCGACCCCUGGACGACAGGCCAUCAGUACGCCGCUCUUCACCCCCGGGGCUCCCUCGGCGCCAUCACAAGGACCACACUCUGGCCUCAACAUUGCCGACAAUCACUUUAGCUUGGCCAGUGCACCAGCCGGGGUUCACAUCAACAUGCCCAAGACCUCGCUGGCUGAUAUGGUGAAGCCGGCCUGGGCUCUGGCAGAUAAUGUCAAGGAAAUUGGGCACCGGGUCAACUUGAGAAUUUUGAUGACAGGUCUGAUGCCUGCCAUGUCUCCUCCCCCCCUAGUAAUCAGAAUGUGUCCGCCUCUCACCACACGAAACAUCCAGCAGUAUGUGCCGCGCCUGGCUGCCGGCACACAGUCGGGGGUGGUGCAGGUGUUUAAUGUUGCUACGGGAGUGUUGGAGAGAGAGUUUGCCCUCCACACUUACCCGGUCAGAGGAGUUGAAUGGACAAGCUUAACUUCCAUUCUGUCAUUUGGUCAUCAGCCCCUCACAAACAGUCAAGGCCUCGUGCGUAAUGAACUCAUGUACACAGACAUCCUCACAGGACGAACUAUUACCUUGAGGCCAAACAAGAGCGAUGAAACGAGUAUUGAUAUGGUCAGAGUGUCGUACUUGAAGCAGUAUUUCAUCGUGGUCUUCCGAGAAGACCCAUUUGAACUGUGGGAUGCAAGAAAACUGGUGCCUCUCCGAACGAUGCCACGCCGAUUCCCACGAGUGUCGGCCCUGGAGUGGUCCCCAACCAGUCAUGUUAAGACACGGCGAGACUCGGAGAGCCACAGAGCCUCAGAGUCUGAGCCCGAGAAGAAUGAGUCUGUGGUUCCCAAGGAAGCACCACAGACAGAAGUGUCAAUGACCGAAUCUAUGUUGUCACUGGCAGAUGUGGGUGGAGACAAGACGAGUAUUGCCAAAGAAACGUUCGUGUUUACCGACACCGAGGGAACACUGUACCACUUCUCAGUCGAGGGCAACGUCAUCAAGGACGGAACAAAAGUACCUCCAGAUUCUCAGAUGAGUGUCAUUACUUCAAUUGCCUGGAAGAGCCACGAGAUAGUUCUUAGUGACUCUGAUGGCAACCUCAUUGUGUGGGACCUGAAAACCCGUAUAUCCAGACACAUCGCCACUCAUCGCGGGUGGAUCCGUAAGAUACGCUUUGCCCCCGGACGUGACAACAUGAAACUUGUUGUACUGUUUGCUGAUGGGAUUGAUGUCUGGGAUGUGAGAGAUGUGGUGAUGGUGAGUCAGAUCAAGUCUCCUCGUGACAUAGUGAAGGUGGUGGACGUGGACUGGGGUGCGUCUGACCGACCUGUCCUGGCGACCAUUGACGGAUGCCUUCGGGUGAUGGACAUGGCCCUCAAGUCUUCCAGCACACCAAUCUACCAAUAUUGUACUAAAGAGCCCAUAGUGUCACCAUACUUGUUACCUGGGGAGGCAUCACUCAACCUACGUACUCUGAUGACCCAACAGCCGUGGCGCUCACAGUACUCCCUAUCAUUCACGGGGGAGGACGGCUUCACCCCAGAACAACUCCAGAAUAUAGAGGUGUGGUUGUCACGGGUACCUGCCGAGCUCCGUGAAUUUUUGGAGACUUGCGGCUCGACGGCCCAUCGUGCUCUGGUGACGGCACAGCUGUUUGGGGAUCAGGGGGAGAUAGACUUUUGGACGGUUGCCUGUCAUUACCUCACACAACCUGCACUCACUCACCCUAAGGAUGAAAGCAGCAGCAGCAACAGUAGUGUUGGUAGUGCAGAGCUGAUCACUCUGGGUGACUCAGCAUCAGAGAAGAGUGGUGGCAGCGAAGACCUCUGUCCACCCACGGCUGUGCCUCCCUCUCACCCCCUGGAGACCACUUAUCAUCAUCUGUGUGAUGCUGCUACAUACAAACAUCAUGAACUAGAGCGUUUAGCCAUACAUGAGAGCAAAAACCUCGAAGGUGCACAGAGGGCAACUCUUGGCCGCUGUUUGGCCGUGAUUGGCGAGAGAGAUCGUGCCGUCAGACUUCUGUUGGACGCCGAUGCCUCAAACCAACACUUCUACACAGACUGCCUGCGGGCGUGCCUGCUCGCUGCCACUCAUCACUCCACUCAAGCUCAGUCAACAAUCAAACUUGUAGCAACUAACUUAAUAGCUGCAGGCAACAUAUGGGAAGGUGUUGAAUUGUUGUGUUUGAUUGGCAAGGCGGGUGACGCAUGUCGCUACCUGCAGUCAUAUGGUCACUGGGAGAACUCAGUGUGGCUGGCAAAAUGUGCUCUUCCACUUCAGGAGUCCGUUGAUAUUCUAAAGCGCUGGGCCCAUCACCUCAUUACUUCUGCCAACAAGGAUCAAGGUGUAUGUGCCCUGUUGUCUGUGGGCAGCAUCACAGCAGCGCUAGAACAGUUGGUACAGCAACAUUAUCACCAGAGGGCAGCAUUGUUACUUGCAGCAGCUCAACAACUCCAGGUAGUGCCCAACACACAACAGCAGCAGCAACACCCAUUAGCUACACCACUGGGCACACAGUCUGGAUUCUCUCCUGUUCUCUCUGGUUCUACUUCCAUGGCUUCCUUUGCAGAGAACAUUCAUAAAAAGUAUGUCCUCCACCUGUUCAGCCUGGGUAACAGACCAGCCGUGUCCUACUUCUGCCGUCUUAUGGGAGAAAAGGGACAAAGUCUUCUACAGGAGCUGGAUUCACUCCAGUAGGUCAAGUCUUUGUCCAUUUACUUCCUUUAUACAUCUGUGUUCACCACAAAGUGUGACAAACAUUAAUAAUGUGAUAUUUCUUAUGUAACAAAACAAAAACCUUUAAUGCUCCUCCUAUUAUAGUUUGACUUUUAUAAAUUCUGUCAGGAAGGAGGAAUGAAGAGUUCAUAUUUCACAUUUAAAAAAUGUGAAAUUUUAAUAUGGAAUAUUAUUCCAUUAUGGUUUUAUGUUUUAGCAGUUAAUCCAAGAUAGUAUUGGAGAGUCCUUAGCACUAAAUUAUUUAUUUUUAAGUAUUUCUGCAACCAGUCAAGAUUAUUUUGAAGCCCUAUUUAUUGCAUGGCAUUGGAGGUAGUAACAGAAUGUUAUUUUAGGUGGGUGACAGAUAUGGGAUAUGGAGUCAUGGUUUCGAGGUGCAGUAAUCUCUCGCCAACCACAGGGGUUAAGUUCCUGAAAAACCCUCUGAUUGGUAAGACUAAAGGUUUAUGGGAAAUGGGGGUUAGGUUCCACGGAUCCAGAUGACACUAGUCAAAGCCUAAGUUGAGUGUUCCUUCACUAAACAAUACCUGUAUUGUAAAUUUAAUUAAAUUUGAGUCAAAUACAAAUAAAAUAGAUUAAUAUAAAUUAAAUAGUUCAGUAAUAUAAAUUUUACAGUACAGGAUUAUUUACCUUUAUGAUAUUGAGGGUGAUGUGGAGAGAGAGGUGGUUGUUAUGAGGGGACAGAGAUCCUUAGUGCAUCCCACUAACGUUAUACUCUUCCCACGCACUUGUCUAAGCCGUGCUAAUACGCGGAGACAUAAAACUAAAUACUGCAGCUGGUGAAAUGGUGUACAGAGUGAAAACUGUGGAUGUAUGGAAUUUGAGGAUGGGAAAUCUUCAGUUGGUGAGGGCUUUCUGUAAUGUCAUAUACAUGGGUACUGUAGUUUGGUUAUGUGAUGAGCAUCAUCCUAGAUAAGACAGUACAGUAUAUAGGAGUAAGGUAAAAGGUGCUAGAGUGAUAUGAAGACAACCAGUGUCCUGGGAAGGAAAUGUAGAGUAAGUAAAGAAAAGGUUUCCUGGGGAUUAAAACAUGCUAAAAAUUCAUGAGUAGUUAUGAGUGGCCUUGGUGCAGCAAGCCCUUCUUGGGAAGUGUUGAAGGCUUAAGAGAUAAUGGUAAAUUGGUUGAAUUACUGAAUCCAUCCACUCAUUCAGUCCUCUCUGAGUGCUUCGUUGUAGGAGACGAUGAAGCCUUUGCUAAGCUUUCUUUCUGUUAUGGAUAUAAGCAAAGUUUUUCUUUCUUAUUUUUGGCCAUAGUGGCUAUGCUUGUAACAUGGUACAGUACUGCUUUUCGAUUCACACCGAGGGUAAAGACAAGUGGGACAGCAGACACGGAACUGUGCAUUUACUAUUCCCCGUUGGAAAGUAGCUUCUUAGUUGUAGUGGUCUAGGAUAAAGAUGUUAGUUUUUCUUUUGUAAUUCUGUACAUCAGAGGCCAAGAUGCAUUUGAUAGGGAAACAAAGCUGUGUUUUGGAAGCAAAUUUUGGUCUUGUUUGGAAUAGAGGGAUAAUCAGGUGUGCUCUAAGGCAAAGUAAACAUACUGUGUAAUAUUUUUCUAGCAUUGCUAUAUAUUUCCAAUAUACUUCUCAUACAUGGGUAGUUGAAUAUGAAUAAGCCAAAGUAUUAGUUUUAAAAUAGUACUUACACAUUCCUAAUCAUUUUCCAAUUGUAAUUUUAGUGAAUUUUUGUCUUUAAGAAUAAUCUCAUUCUAUGUUGGUAAAUACUGUACAGUACAGCAGUACCACAUUUUGACCAAAUAUCAUGAUCAUUACGUAUUGAAAUUGUUUUGUUUUUUCGUAUGUAAAAUGAAUCAUAAUGUCACAGAAUAUAUGAGCUAUGUCAGCAAUUACUGUACGUACAUAACUACUGUAUAUAACCUGCAGUAGUACCUGGUGUUGAUGUGUUCAGUUGUGGCCAUUGUAUGUAAGAUAUAUAUAAUGCAAAGGCCUUACCAAAGUUACUUUUUUGCAUCAUGUUUCUUCAGUACUUUGAUGUCAGCCCAACAAUACCCAGUGAAUUUUUUUCUCUUUAAUAUAACCAUAAACAUUUGCUUCUGCAUGUUAAUUAUGUUAUCUUAGGGUAUUCUUAUAAGCUGUCAGGCAAACAGCUAUAACAAGAUGAGCCACACACCAACAAAAUGGCUUACUGUAUGUUAUGUAUAAGGAUAUUUAAUGUGUUGCUUGUCUCUUAAAACAAAAAAUUAUCAUUACAGAAUAGAUCAGUUGCUUGUAUACAUCAACAUUUAGUGCCCUGUUAUUUUACUUGCAGCAAUUUUUGGCAAAUUAGUUGCCUCUGCCAAUUCUUGGAGGAAAAUGAUGUUUGGUACAAGAAAGAUGAUAAUUCAAGUUAUUAAAUAAUGAAUGAGAACAUUUCAAUGAACAUGCCAAUAUAUAAAUGUAUUUAUCCUAUUAUUUAUACCAUAUGGAACUUUCAUUUAGUACUUAGUGGAGAUGAAUGAUUUGUGACUCCAAGUUAAUGUACUGUAAAUAUUGUACAUGUAUAAGCUUUGUAUGAUGGUGGUGCACAAGUAAUUGUUAUACAAGGAUCAACCCAUAAUUUUAUCACCACAUAUAUAUAUUGUAUUUAUCUCUUACCCCAGAGAAUCUCUCCUGCUGGAGUUCUCAAGUGGAAUUGUGUUAAUUUCUCCAUUUAUAAUUCCCACUUUUAUUAAUUUAUAACAAUACCACUUCUGUAUUCUUGGAUGCUUUAUUCCAUUGAUAUGUAAAUAAGAAACCCAAAUCCUUAUAGAUAUUAUGUCCAAGACAGAUGACACUUAUAUAGCAGUAACUUACAGUGCACAACAAUUUUUCAACAUUCCCUGAUGAAUAUAUUUUACCCUCAUGUACAACCCACACAUUUUGUCCUCUUCCACACUUGGGUUUUGUUGGAAAAAGAUUCUGAUCUCAGUAUAGUACAGUAGCUGUUUUAUAUUGAGUCUAAAAGAAACUUGGAAAACCUUCUGAUUUAAGUUUUACAUAAAAACUUUAUUGAGAUCUACUAUAAUUAUGCCCAGUCAUAGAAAAUACACUGUACCAAGGAUCAAUAUUGUAAAAAACGAUUCCAGUGGCAAGGUGUUCAGGGCUCCUAGAUCAGCAUUGUAGGAGCCAACUCAAAUUUUCUGGAGCGAUGAGAUUUUUGGGGCAAUUAUAGCUUCAAAAAGCCGUAAGUUGAACACACUUUUAGCAACUUGCCAUUUGAGCAAUUUCUUGUAAUACUGUAGUUGUCAGGUCAUAACUGAUGACCAGAAAUUGGUUACAGGUAAUGAACUACAAUACAUGCCAAUGAUGACCACUUGUUACAAAAUUGAGCCCUGUAUAGUGAUUACCUUAUUUAAAACUUGUUAUUUUCUUUGUAUAAACAUUGAGCUAAUUCUUCUUAUUUAACUAAUAUGAUUGAUUGGUUGAUUAAUGAAAUUUAGGUUUAAAGCCAAGCACUGGAGAUUUUACUAAUAUGCAUUCUACUGAAAAUAAUAUUGAGGCAAACAUUAUACAGUACAGUAUGUAAAUAGAAUAAAGUUCUUAGAAAUUA